AUAGUUGUUUUUUGUGGAUAAAAUUAUUGAUUCAAGAUUGUCAGAAAUGUUGGCGGACAUAAGUUGAAGUUUCGCUUUCCUGUGCCAAUUAAACAUGUUGAAAUUAAUGAACAAUCUGAGCUCGGAGUCAUAUGUUCGAAAAAUACACGCGAUAACCUAGAAUAGAUUGGAAUGGAUAGCUUAUUUAACGUUUAACAACGAAGCGUUAACGCACGCUAGCGAUUGGUAUAGACGACAAUAAAAUGUCGGUAUUGUAUCUGGCAUAAUUAUAGAUACUGCGCGUGACAUGCUUCGUAUUAGCUUGGAUAUUACGUGUCUCACAGGUUAAAUCGCAACAUCCCGCAUGUUUCGUCCGAUGCUCUGUCUGAUGCAACAAUUACUGUCGAUGAAUAUUUAAGAUAAAAACAAGAAUAGAUUUUAUCCCUGGACAGCCUUAUUCUUCUAUAAAAAAACAUCUUUAUAGUUUAAGCUGUAAUAAGAAGGAAAGCAGAGCUUCUAUACGAUGACCCAAUUGGAAUUGGAUCCUCAGUUUACACAAGGAUUGCGCCUUUUGCAUUCCACCAACAAAGACUCUGCAGAACAGCUGCGAGCUUUGUUAGACGAAGCAAUCAAACAAAAAUAUGGACCAUCCAAGAUGCUGCUUAAUGUACUACAUAAAAAGUAUAUGAUGGAAGAACCAGUAUUGAGUGAUCACAGUAGUAGCAGUAGCAGCAAGAAAAGUAAGAGUUCAAGCUCAUCCAAGCACUCGAGUAAAUCAAGCAAAAAUAGUUCACCUGUCAAUCUACCAACACGUGAUACACCACCAGACAUACUGCAGACAGAUGACACACUAGCGAUGGAAAUUUUAAAUGAUGAUCUGACAUGUGUCAUUUGCAAGGGAAUGGAUGUCGGGGCAAGAAAUAGACUUGUAGAAUGCUUGGAGUGUCAUUCUUUAUAUCAUCAGGAAUGCCAUGUCCCACAUAUUUUAGAUUCACAGAUAGAUGUGCCGAGACAAGUGUGGUACUGCUCCAACUGUUCCAAGUCUCAGAUCUCUAAAGAAAGAAGCUCACCAAAGACUGUGAUAGAGACCAAAUCGAAAGAACAGAAGAAACCCAGCUCAAGUAGCACAUCUAAGGUGAAUACACCAAAUAUUAACAUUAUAAGUGCGGAUAGAAGAUUGAAAGACAUGAUAAAGAAAGCUAAACAAGACAAACGAAACACAAGUACUGCCACGAGUUCAAAGGGCUCUUCAUCCAAUUCGCCUGCGUUAUCCUCAGCGAAGUCUUCUCAGGAUAAAUCGUUAUUAUAUAAGAUAAAGUCAGGAAUGGAGUAAACCUUCCUUGAAAAGAGAACACCAAAAUGAAAUUGAUUAAAUGUGCAAUUAAUCAGUUUUCAAAAAUAACCUGCAUAUCCAUUCUUUUUCUUUAUUAAUAACGGAAUUAUUGUUUAGUAGAUUUUGUCGAUGUGGAAGAAAGGGCGACAAUCUUUCGUAUUACUUUUUAUGAAUAUAUUUACUUAUGAUGAAUAAGUAAGAAUUGUGUCUCUUUAUGACAAAGACAAAAGUCCUAAGUAGACGAUAUCACUAUAUAGUAUGUAUUUAUAUUGAAGUUUAAUCUCGAAUUACAUUCAAUCGACAUUAGUACAAUUGGGCCUUUGUGUAGUGUCUGAAUUUCUUACUGUCUAUAAAUACAAUUCCAUAUUAUACAAUUUAUUAAUAAUUGUACAAACGUGCCAUGUAAAUUUGUUAUCUUUAAGCUUUCGCAUUAUUAUUACAAAAAUAUUAAGUAUGUAGAAAAUAAUGACAUAAUAUUACUAUCGCUAAUAAUUAUUACACACGUAAUAUCGUUCGUAAUACAAGUCUGCGUUGACAUAUAGUUUUAAUGUAAAUAUACAAUAGAUCAUUUUUUAAUACCUUUUUAUUGAGAUAUAUUUAUAAAAGGAAAGCGAGAUAAAAUUAUACAAACUUCACAUAUCUCGAGAGAUUGCGUGUUAAUUGUACUGUAUAUCGCAUAUACACAAUUUCGUUAUCGAAAUCAACUCGUACCAAGUACGCUGAUUCUUUCUUCCUUCUUUUUUUCUUUUUUUUUUACCGGCGUAACAAUACACGUCGAUCGACGCCGGUCGAUCUUUUUCACGUAGUCAAGAUGCACAGUGGAAAACUAUAACGCGCGUCAAGUACGUACUACUGUAUACAAGAUAUACAUGUAAACACUCUCGUGUGCCCGCGAAUGCGACAGGAGUGUGGCAGAGUUGCGAAAAAUUGCAAAUUAACGUGACGAUACGCGAUACGA
This is a messenger RNA of Harpegnathos saltator (Jerdon's jumping ant), 2270 nucleotides long. RefSeq names its product integrator complex subunit 12. Bases 503 to 1312 code for a protein of 269 amino acids. Gene Ontology annotation, cellular component: integrator complex. Gene Ontology annotation, biological process: snRNA 3'-end processing. NCBI's taxonomy places the organism in Eukaryota, Metazoa, Arthropoda, Insecta, Hymenoptera, Formicidae. The record is from RefSeq and is a predicted model, not a curated record. The transcript has 5 exons.